AUGACCACUGUAUGUGGGCAUUUUAAAUUCUCUCGUUUAACCGCAUGUUCGGAGUUUUUAUUACUGGGUCGUAAUGUUUUGGCAGUGUUACCGACUGGAUUUGGGAAAUCUCCUAUUCAUAAGCUACUGCCUUAUUUUCUUUUAGCAAAAGAUGAAAAGAAUAUUGUUAUAGUCAUCAGCCCGUUAAAUUCAAGUGCUACCAACAAGAAGUAUGACAGCAAAGGUACUAACCGAAUUUCGAGAAUAACAAAAAUCUUUGUUUUCAGUAGAGAAAACAGAUAUGUUAGAAAAAAAUACAAAAGCAUCUAUAUAAAUACGCCCAUAAUAAAUGGAAGAUUUGAGUUCCUGUUUGCCCAUCCUAAGCCUCUGCUUUCAUUUGAUGAUAAAGCACACUGUAUGGAACUGUGGUGUAAAAUAAGUAUUUCUUUUUUCAAAGAAGCUGUCAAGCAUUACCUAAGUCCCAGUUUGACUCCAGUAGUAGACACUUUCAGGAAGCAUUAUUUGAGUAUGUUCAAAGGCGCCGUAGUAAAAGUUUCACCAAAUAGAAGGAAUAUAUUUCUGGAUGUAAAGAUUCGUACACAAAGUUUUUGUGGGCUUCCAUCACGCUAUGAACAGAUUUUCCGUUCUAUAGCUUUCGAACUAGGCAGACAACAUAGGAAUUACCCAAUGAACGUUAUUUAUUCACAUUUGGCUAUGCAUCCCAGCAUGUACCCUGCUGAUUAA
Messenger RNA from Hydractinia symbiolongicarpus, 723 nucleotides. RefSeq lists its product as uncharacterized. The transcript has 4 exons. Lineage: Eukaryota; Metazoa; Cnidaria; Hydrozoa; Anthoathecata; Hydractiniidae. The coding region runs from base 1 to 723 and encodes 240 amino acids. The record is from RefSeq and is a predicted model, not a curated record.